AUGAUGUCUCUAUCUUCUUUUGUUCAAAAGGCCUCAUCGCUGAUUGACCCGGCCAACUUCAAUAUUCCUUCCCUCUCCUCCAACGACAACAACCCUUCCAAGGCUUCGCUAUUUCGCCAGCAGUUCCGCCUACCCGACUCGCAGAACCCUUUGCAAGAAAUUACAGCUGAACUUAUCCUUCCUCUGCCCAACUCUUCCUCCGAUUCCGCGGAUGGUUCCCGCCGGGUAGACCGAGCUGGUAAUCGCUACACCGGCCGACUACACCUCAGCGAACGAUUCAUCUGCUUCUCAACACAGCCAACCAGCUUCAUACCCUCGUCGACAUUGAGUGCUUCAACCAGUUGGACUGGACAGACACACGGCACAGGACCUUCCGGCAAUGGCUUCACCUUGCCACUUUCCUCCAUCCGUCGUGUAGAACGACUUCACAGUGCUCGAGACGUGUUCUCCUUGGCAUUGACAACAUGGAACGGAUUGUUGAACAAGCAGCAAGAGCCCAACUUUUCACCCCAGCGACUUAUUCUCCAGCUUGUCGGCAGCAGGCAGGCCUGCGAAAGAUUCUGCGAUUGUCUGAAGAAGGGUCUGCGGGAGGGUAUGAAGGAGGUUGACAAUCUGAGGAGUAUUGUGACCGACUGCUACUCUGAGUACUUGCUUUCCGGCACGAAAGCGAAAGAUGCAAAUGAUGGCGAAGGGCGACAGCCUCCAGAUGCUGGGUUGGGUAUGCUUUUCCGCUAUCCCGGUGACGCUCGGAAACUACGAGAUCGCAGCAAGAUGAGACUUUGGGGCGAAUACUUCCGAGAAAAUGGCCGUAACUCUACUCUUGUGCGGCAACCAACUUUCCACAAGCUUAUCCGAGUUGGCUUGCCAAAUCGGUUGCGAGGAGAGAUUUGGGAGCUCACGUCAGGCUCAAUGUUUUUACGUAUUCGGUCGCCCAAAUUGUACGAAGAGACACUGGUCAAGUUCGAUGGCCAGGAAUCUCUAGCUAUCGAUGAAAUCGAAAAAGAUUUGAACCGCAGUUUACCCGAGUAUCCGGGCUUCCAGAGCGAUGAGGGCAUUGGGCGACUGCGACGAGUCUUGACUGCCUAUAGUUGGACCAACGCCGAAGUUGGCUACUGUCAAGCCAUGAACAUUGUCGUUGCUGCAUUACUGAUAUAUAUGUCCGAGGCCCAGGCCUUUUUCCUCCUCUCCGUUCUCUGUGACCGCCUGCUGCCAGGUUACUACUCCACAACAAUGUACGGAACACUACUUGACCAAAAGGUCUUCGAGUCCCUAGUGGAGAAGACCAUGCCCGUUCUCUGGGAGCACCUCGCCAAAUUUGAUGUACAGCUUUCCGUCGUGUCUCUUCCCUGGUUCCUUUCGCUGUACAUCAACUCCAUGCCUCUUGUCUUUGCUUUCCGAGUGUUGGAUGUUUUCUUCCUAGAGGGCCCGAAGGUCUUGUUCCAGGUUGGCCUUGCUAUUCUUCGCAUCAACGGCGAAGAGCUUCUUGAUAUUCAAGAUGACGGAUCCUUCAUCUCCGUCCUCAAGUCAUAUUUCUCUCGCCUUGACGAGUCGGCUCAUCCGAGAUCAGAGAACCCUAAGCUGCGUGCCAUCACCCGAUUCCAGGAGCUGAUGGUAGUGGCGUUCAAGGAGUUCUCCGGAAUCACGCACAGCACUGUCACCGAGCAACGCGAGAAACACAAGGACGCCGUUCUCGAUAACAUUGAGAGCUUUGCUAAGCGUACUUCAAUCCGCAACCUUGGCCCUGAGAGCAAGCGCCUGAGUGCGGAUGACCUUGGCACAAUCUAUGAUCGCUUCUACGAGGUGUUGUACCAGUGGCAACAACAUCAAGAACUCGCCGAGGAAGAGAGAAUGCGCAUGGAAAAGAAGAAGUCAGAGCGCCAAUCUGUGCUCGGACCGCCCGUAGAUAGGCAGGUCGGUCGGGUGGGUCUUGGACCCAGCCCUACUCACAUGGACUACGAUGCCUUCCGAGAAUUCCUGGCCGCGACGUCCAAGUGGGCUGUUUCUGACUCCCCUGCUCCCGCCAGGAAGGAUUCGUCCGCUCCGGGCUAUAGCAGCCUGAGAGGCAAUGGCAAGUCAUUGCUUUGGGCCAACCGACGCCAGCCCGCCGACCAUGAGUUCAUGCAACGGCUGUACCGCAAGUGGGCUACUGAUCCCGAGGAGGGUCUGAGUCUACAGAAUGUGGUGAAUGGCUUGGCACGUCUCAAGGGAGCUCGCGAUAUCAUGAACAACAUCAACUACUUCUUCACUCUUUACGAUGACAGUGGCAACGGUCAAGUUGACCGAGAGGGUAUCCUCAAAAUGUCUGAGGCGCUGCUUUUCCUCUCCCGGCGUGGUUUCGAAGGAACCAUUACUGCCACUCAGUCCCUGGAGGAUCUGAACAACCCCCGAGGCAGUGAUGCCGACCAGAACAGACUGACUACCGACGAGAAGUUCCUGGGUAGUGUCAGCGCCUUCAUUCGCCGCUGCUUCGAGUAUGCCGAUCCCAGUCACCCUGAUAACCAGAGGGGUGUUUUCUCGGAUAGUACCACCGAAGUAACCGAAAAACUCGAUUCCUUUGCAAUCGGUGAUGAUGAUGAAGAAGACCUUAUCGAUGUGAACGACGACAAACCGCAAACAUCAUCGGCAGCAGUGUCUUCGCCCCAGCCCACAGAGUCAAGCGAGAAGAGCCGACCCAGAUCCGAGUCUGCCAACCCAGCUCUCGACCCGAACAACCCGCUCCAUAUUACUCUCCCUACUUUCCGAAUGGUCGUCCUAGCUGACGAGCUCCUCGAACAAUUCUUCGAGUCUUACUUCCCGCAAUCCUUCCACCUCUCCGACCAUCCUCACCCCGCCUCCCUCGCCGCAUCUUCCUCACUCUCUUCCAACCUGACCACUUUCUCCAAUAUUGGCGCCCGUGCUUCCGCUUCGGUCGUUGCAGGUGCGCCCGUCGCCGGUGCCUCUGGAGGCAUUGUUCCACCCGGCAAGGGCCUACGUGGCGUCCUCGACAACAUUGUCACAGACGGCAUUCGCAUGGCCGCCGAAGUCAAGAAGCGCAUGGACGAUGCCCAGCGCGAACUGGAGCGCAACGCCCUGGGCGGCCGCGACGAAGAAGAUGACGAGGACGACGAUGAUGACUAUCCCUCCCGUCAAGGCGCAUCUGCUGCCGCCAUGGCCGGUGGAAUCUCUAGUUGGGGCGCCGGCGCAUACGGUGCAGACCCUGAGCGCCGCAGUGUGCGCGAUGCAGAUCGUGACCUUCUAGAAGGCGCCGAAGCCGAAGUCCUCAGCAUUCGCGCCCCCAAAGAGGGAGCCUCAAGCCCCAGGGCGAGAUCGCCCGCAUCAGCGCAUGACCCGGAGGUCGUUAGUAAGGUUGUCGAAUUUGAAUCCUGA
This is a messenger RNA of Penicillium subrubescens, 3366 nucleotides long. Its product is annotated as GTPase-activating protein. Lineage: Eukaryota; Fungi; Ascomycota; Eurotiomycetes; Eurotiales; Aspergillaceae. The record is from RefSeq and is a predicted model, not a curated record. The coding region runs from base 1 to 3366 and encodes 1121 amino acids. The transcript has 3 exons.